AUUGGCCAUCUGUAUAGUAAUAUAGCACAUCUGUAUAUUUGUUCAUACUACAUCUGUUUAUACUAUGCCAAUUAUUCCCACCUCUUUAUACUGCCCUUAUCUUUACAUAAUCACUCUUAACUGCAUACUGUACAUACUCUAUAUAUCGCACUUGUUUCUCUUUGCACUUCUAUCUAUCUAUCUAUCUAUAAUGUUGUUUUUGUUGUUUUCAUUUAUGUAAAUACACUCGUUUGAUACCUUAGUACAUGUAUGCAUGCUUUUUUUUUUUAUUAUACAUUUUGGAGUUAUAGCCCCCCCUGGAGAAAACUCCACCAGCCGCCACUGUGUGUGCCAUAAGUGUUUAUAUUGAGUGCAGUCCUUCAUUCUGCAGGAUAUAUGAGGUGUUUUGUGGUUUUGUGAAUGGUGUUAAGUGCUAUGGGAAAAUGCAAUUGAAACUGUAAAUCAUAAAGCAACGUGACACUGGGUGCUUCUGCAGCUGCGGGGAGGGGGCAGGGGCUGUAGUAACGACGGAGAACGAAAGGGAAGUAAAAGAAUAAGUCAGUGUGAUAUUAUUCUCAGUGUCAGUGUGAGUCCCACAUUUAUCAGAGAUGGAGAAGUUUAAGACAGCAGUGAACAUUGCCCAAAAACAGAUGAGCAUGGGGUUUGGGCUGGUGGCCCUGACAGCGGGGGGGGAGCAGAUCUUCUCUGCGGUGGUCUUCAGCUGUCCCUGCAACAAACUCAACUUCCUCUACGGCUUAGUGUUCCUGCUGGUGCCCGCUCUGGCUCUGCUGCUGCUGGGGUUCAUUCUCAGUGAGAGAACGUGGAAGGUGCUGACAGGCAUGUGCCGGGAGCCGCGCUGCUGGAGGAGGCUGUUCACCGCUGGCUCGGUCCUCUGCCGGGUCAGCAGUAUCGCACUGCUGGCCCCCUGCAGCUGGAUAGCAAUGGCUCUGCUCAACGGGAAGUACUAUGAGUGUGCGAUGAGCGGGACCAAUAUAAGCGCUUACAACAGGCACCUGUGUGGAGACAAGAGCUUCGACCAGUGUCAGCAGGAGUUGCACAGUUUUCCCUGCCUGGGGCCGAAGGGGGACCCGCAGCAGGUCGUGAUCACCCUCAGAGCUGAUUCCCAGAUUCUGGGAUGGCUGCUCAUCGCCUCUGUCAUGUUGUUCAACCUGCUAAUGAUCUGCGUGGCUCGGUGCGCCUCCCCGAUCAGCUACCUGCAGCUCAAGUUCUGGAGAACAUAUGUUCAAGAGGAGAGCAACCUGAUGGAUUCAUACAGCUCUAAACACGCCAAAGAGCUCGCUGGGAGGAACAUGAAGAGCUUCUUCGACCAGCAACCGGCUGAAAACAUGAGCACACCAUCCAACAGGUCCUGGGAGAAGAUCUCCUCGCUUUACAAGUUCAGCAUCAAAGACCAUUACUACAGCACCCUGCACCGCUAUGUGGAGAACCAUGGUGAGAAUGACAAUGACAUGAUGAGGAUGGCUUCGAUCAAGUCCAGCGGGAGUUAUCACAACCCAGCUGUUCUAGAUUUCGUUGACGAUGCCAGGAUGGCGCUCUGACAAACGUUUUUAGCACCAAAGCCCGGUCGGCAGGGUUAUACCAGCUGAUAGAUCCUGCUGACCAUGAUGUCAGUGAACUGCUUAUAGUUUAUAGUGCCAAACAAUAUGCUCUAAGAGGAGAAUCCAUUCGCUUAAAUAGUAAAGAUUUGCAUAGAAAAUGCAGAAAACCAUUUAUUUUUAUAUACCUAACAUAACGUGGACAAUAUGUGAGAUGAACCCUGUCAUAGUCAUCAUCAUUACCACCACCACCACAUCAUCAUCAUCAUCAUCAUCAUCAUCAUCAUCAUCAUCAUCAGGGAACGUGAAUGUUUAAUCCACAUUAACAAAAACUCAAAUUGUUGAGAAAGAUAAGGACACCUGGUUUUAAAACAAACUAAACAAAAGAGUAUACUGUAGAUGUAGAAAUAUAGAUAUAGGAGGACACCAAUGAAACAUGAACAACAGCACAGUCAGGGAGAGUGUAAAGCAAGAGAUUUGUGUUACCUUUAUAAAACAGGAAAUAUGUGUCAACCUCACGAGUGGACCACUUCCUGUUCGUAGCUUGCAGAAUGAGCACAUGGCAGGGAAGUAUAAUGUGCAUCUACCAAUCGCUUGUCGGUAAUGUAAUCUUUAACGUAUUCCGUUACAUUACCCAAUCUGAGUAACGUAUUCUAAAUACUUGGAUUACUUCCUCAUUGAAUUGCAUGUUAUAAGUGUAACAAUGCGGCCAUCAAAUCCUGCUUAAUAAACAGGCCUAUUCUGGUGUGUUCUUCUGUUCCAA
Molecule: messenger RNA, 2298 nt
Organism: Eleginops maclovinus (Patagonian blennie)
Lineage: Eukaryota; Metazoa; Chordata; Actinopteri; Perciformes; Eleginopidae
Product: calcium homeostasis modulator protein 6-like
Exons: 2
Coding region: 588-1538 (316 amino acids)
Cellular component (GO): plasma membrane
Molecular function (GO): monoatomic cation channel activity
Source: RefSeq, a predicted model, not a curated record